CUCUGUGUCAAUGCACAUUGUUUUACAUUUUUAAGUACUUCAGGAUUCAGGAAUGAUGUAAAACUUCAGUUGUUUCAGAACUGCUGGAGAUGGGUUUGCAUGAACAGUUUUGUUUACCUUUAGCCACGAAGAAGAAGAAGAAGAGCAGUGAUCUAAAGUAUGACAUCUUUGGGUGGGUAAUCCUUGCCGUUGGAAUUGUUGCAUGGAUUGGGAUGGCAAAAUCUCAUAUUCCUCCACCUCCUCCACCUCCUCCAAGAUAAAUUUGUUAAUUUGGUGCAUUGUUUGAGGAAACCAUUCUGGUGAUGUGGUGGAAGGUUCAUGAUCUCUCCUUUAAAGGUUCACUACAUUGAGAUUUAAAUUGAUGAGUGUGACAAGUUGUCACAUUAUUUUUGACUAAAUUUUCUUUUUCUCAAAUAUUUUGGAUAAAUACCAUGGAUGUUAUUAAUUAUGGAAUUUUGCUCAAUUAAGAACCAGGUUUCUU
Rubroshorea leprosula is the source of this 481-nucleotide messenger RNA. NCBI's taxonomy places the organism in Eukaryota, Viridiplantae, Streptophyta, Magnoliopsida, Malvales, Dipterocarpaceae. The record is from the annotation of a GenBank genome assembly.